AACUUUUGCAAAUAUCUUGGAAGGUUUUCACAAAGAGAUCACACAACAGGACCGAAAUGAUAUGCAGCGGUGUUUUGACUUAGAAGUUACGUCCCCACAAGGUUAUUAUCUGUUCGCCAAGGCUAGCUCUCAGACAUUCAAAGACAAGGCUCAAAUAAUUACUCCUCCUCGAUCUGCCGACAAACCACAAUGCAUCCAGUUUUACUAUUACAUGUAUGGUGAUGGAAGUGGCAAACUCAGCGUCUACGUUCGGAACAAUGAUACAACUGAACUCGGAGACCCUGUUUAUACCAGGAAUGGGCAGCAAGGAAAGGGCUGGUAUCGUGGUUUGGUCGAUAUAACCGUGAGUCUGGGAAAAUUUCGAGAGUUGAUAUUUGAAGCAGAAGUUGGAAUGGGACAGCUGGCCGAUAUCGCAAUAGAUGACGUAGGAGUAUUCGAUGACGAAAAUGCGUGUCCACUUGACAGUCUAUCUUGUGACUUUGAUCAAAGUUGGUGUGGUAUCAAACAGGAUGUGUUAGAUGACUUUAACUUCAUUCGCCAACGAGGCAGCACAGGUUCAUUUGGAACUGGCCCUGAAACUGAUCAUUCUGGAAGUGGCUAUUAUGUCUACAUAGAAGCUUCAAAUUCGAAAAAGGAUGAAAAGGCCCGUAUUAUACUCCCUACAUUCCGAGGUGUCCAGCCGAACGACAAGGAGACUUUCUGCGUCAUCUUCUGGUAUCAUAUGUACGGAGGUACAGUAGGGGAACUCAACCUGUACCUCCACAACUCUAGCUCCACCGAUCUUGGGAGUCCGAUCUGGUGGAUGGGCGGUAACAGAGGAAACAAGUGGAGGGCUGCAGAAGCUGAGAUCAACACUCCUGAAGAAUUCCAGCUUUACUUUGAGGCUAUUCGUGGACAAAAUUAUGAUAGCGAUAUUGCACUUGAUGAUAUUCAGAUAAACAGCUAUGGAUGCCCAGGACACCACAUAAUCAACAAUGCAUCAAAUGUGACAUGUGACUUCGAGGAGGCAGAAUUGUGUUACUAUAGACAGGACGAUAAAGAUGACUUCGAUUGGAGCUGGAGAAACAGAGGGACUAAUGAUGGGUUUACGGGCCCCGAAGUGGACCACACUACAGGAAAUGAAUUAGGAUUCUUCGUCUUCGUGAGUAGCACCUACCGUCUGAAACCCAGCAACAAGGCCCGGCUCAUCUCUCCAUCCAUUGAAGCAAAUUCAGCGCCAUCAUGCGUAGUCUUUUGGUACCAUAUGUAUGGGGAUGACGUUGAAACGCUUAAUGUCUACGUCAGGAAAAUCAAUGGGGGAUUGGGGACGCCACAGUGGACCUUGACUGGAAAUCAACGGAACUAUUGGCAUCGGCAAACUAUAGAUAUCGCUGCAAGCACUGAUGAUUAUGAGCUCGUCUUUGAAGCAUCACCGGGAGCAGCAAAUAGAGACGACAUAGCUCUCGACGAUGUCACCUUGUAUCAUGGACAAGAUUGUCCCUCAUUCACAACCUUACUGCCACCGACGACCGAUCCACCACCUGUGGUGGACAGCAUCGAUUGCGAUUUUGAAGAAGGGUGGUGUGGCUAUAAGCAGAUGACAGAGGGGGACAAUAUGGACUGGUUUAGGUACCAAGGAACGGGAUACGGAUCUCUCACUAGAGGACCAUCAAACGACCACACUCUAGGGAACGCUCUUGGAUACUACGCUUGUUUUGAUCCUUAUCGUUAUAACGGUGCUGGUCUUAACGACAACGCAAUCUUGAUAUCCCCGCUGAUGAGAGGUUCGCGUCGGCCACGUUGCCUUACCUUCUAUGCCAACAUGAAUGGAUAUCAAGUCGACUACCUCAUUGUAAUUGCCCGCCAAUUGGGGGAAAGUCUCCCCCUCGAUCCUCCCUUCUCGGAGUACGGAAACCACGGUGAAGGAUGGUUCCCACUCUCAAUGGAUAUUCCUGGACUCAAUCAGAAUUUUCAGGCUUUAUUCGUAGGAUUGUGCGGAAAUUCAAGAUAUUAUGCUGAAAUUGCUAUUGACGACAUAAAACUCGUGGAAGGAGUGUGUGAUAAUUCAGGUCCUACUCCCGAGCCCAUCUCGUGGAAUGCCGACUGUGAUUUUGAGGAGGAUGAGAUGUGUGGCUACAAUAUUGAGACUCGCGGAUAUUUUCAUUGGACCAGGAACAGAGCAGGAACCGGCUCUGAUGAUACAGGGCCAGCAGUUGAUCAUACACUUGGAACAGAAGCAGGUCAUUACGCUUACAUCGAGACUUCCUUACCCGCACGUCCUGGUGACCGGGCGACCCUGACCAGUUCUAUGCUCAGCAGCGGCAGCAACGACAUAUGCGUUCGUUUUUACUACCACGCUUAUGGUGAGGACGUUGGAUUUCUCUCGGUGAAGUACGUCAGUGUAGACUACUAUUACAACGAGGUGUUAUUCAGCGUGGCUCAGAAUCAGGGGAAUGAGUGGAGGCCAGCCAAUGUAGACUUACCAGCCACCCUCACCGGCAUGUCCAAAUUCCAGAUCGUAUUUGAAGGACGAAAAGGUUCAAGUUACAAGGGAGACAUCGCAAUUGAUGAUAUCAAGUUCUUGGCACAGCCAUGCGCUGGUUUCCCGACAGAAUCUAGAUGUACAUUCGAGCAGGGAUCAUCAUUCUGCGGUUAUCAAAUCAAUAAGAUGUCAAAUGGCAUACCUUGGAAAUGGUUUGAUGUUCUGGCUUCUGAUCCCACACCACUGAAUAUGGUCACGAGUUCAUUUAUGUAUGUGGAGGGUUCGACUUCGAAUAUGGGCAGACAGGCCGUACUCUACUCACAAGUGCACAAUCUCCAAGGAAUGGACCACUGCCUGACCGCUGACUUCAUCCUGACUGAGGACACGAGUCAACAGAUCACGAUUGAGGUGAUGGAGAAAGAUACGGCCAGAAAGUACCAGAUAGAUACUCUCAUCGGGGAUAUGGGUAGUAGCUGGUUCCGUGGAAACUGGUCUAUCCCAUCGACGAUGGUCUCAGUUCGUCCUUUCAAGAUUGCUUUAACGGCUCGUCCUGGUUCAGCAGGGGUGAUGGCUAUUGACAACGUCGUUGUUACAUCACAGCUCGAAGCCUGCGCAAAAUACAUACCACCACCUACCAAACCUGCAACCACCACACCUUCCUCGACCAUCACGUCACAGCUAUCCACAAAACAGACGACUGAACCAAUGAACACUAAUCCAACAAAACAACCAGCAGGUAACCACAAGCUAGGAAUCAUCAUUGGGGUCACCAUCGCCGUCGUGGUUGUCAUCGGAAUCGUUGUCAUCGUCGCGGUUUGCAAGUUCCGCUCCGGAUCGUCCAUGCCAUUUGGGGUCAGCUUCAAGAACAAAAGAUUAGAUGAGAUACCUUUCUCUGGAGUGACACCAAGAGGGGUGAUGAACACCCCUACUGAUCCCACUGUGGUUUUCACCAACCCCGUAGAAGCGAAAGGAUCAAGUAAAGCUUAAUUAGCACGAACACCCUGUCAUGAGUUCACUUGAUUUGGAGAAAAAUUCGGGAAAUUUUACCAUACAAUAAAUCAGACAAGUCAUUGUAAUGAGAUACAUGUAAAUAACCAACUUGAUGCAAAUGUCAAAGUGAUUUGUAAUCCAUGUAGCACCGUGUAGGAGUGCGUCGGAUUUUAAUUGUUACGAGUGCAUGGGUAAAAGUAAAAUGUAUCAAUACCACAAUGUUACUAAUAAAUGGAAUGGUGAAACUGUUCAGACUUGCAAAUAUCAAUUAAAUUACUUUGCAGGUAUCACUCAUAUCGCAGCAUGAUGACAGAGUCCCUCGUCGAAUCAAUUAUUAUAUGUUUCUGUAUUUUAGCCUGAGGUUUCCCUUUCAAUAAUCGGAUAAGGGGGUAUGCUAUACGGUUUCAUACAUCAUUUAUUAUCGUUUGAAAGUAAGUUCUUGAAUCUUUCAAUUUCAUAAGGUUUGAGUUGAUGUAAAAAAGAAUGAGGACUUUAUAUUCUAUAUUAACAAUCCAGUUACAUGUAAUUUGACAUGUUCUCGGCAAAGAUAUAUCAGUUCAACCAUCAUACUCAUGAAUUCUACGCUCUAUACAUACCAAGACUAUGCGAUAUAAGUGUAUGGUCCAUUUAGUCCGACGUAUAAUACUGCACUAUUUCUAUUAAAAUGCGUCGUUUCGUUUAUUUUGUUUUAUCUUUUCUUCCUGACGACAGAACCACGCUUUUGUUCUAGUGUUUUUUUAUGAAAUUUAACGGCAUGUUCCACAAAAAAUGCAAAUACUUGUAGGGACAACGCAACACCGACGAAACUGACUCCUAAACGACGGAUGGCAUUCGAAACAAAUUACUUGUAAUAGCUCUAAUCGGUCAAGAGUCGAUUCAAAGGUGUGAAAAUGACAUAUUAGCCUGUCUCUCGAGUCAGCGAUGUUAAAAGAGUAAAAUUUGUCAAGCAUCAAAACGUAUCCACAAGUGUUUAAGGUUACAUGUAUUUCACAAUAUGGAAAUUUUAUGAAAAUAUAGGCAAAUAAUUAUAUUUUGUUUGAUUUUUUUCGUUUUGUGGGAUGUGCGGUCUUUCCGUUUCUCUUUCCUUUAUAUUUUCAAGUUUGAUCAGAUCGUAUACCUUUUCCUUAUACAUGCAGUCCUUUUGAUAAUAAGAAAAAUAUAAUCAUCCGUAAUAAUUCAUAUUCCAAACCUUGAAGGGGUUCUCCGAGCUGAAAACUAUUGUAUCUAAAUUGAAUUAAUGAAAAUUAAAUUCAGUUAAUUAAUUCAAUUAUGAAGUUUAGGAAUAUUUUGUGACAUUUGUAUUAUUUAGGUGGACGAUAAUGCCAUAUGUCCCCACUUUCCUUUUCAUUAUGUUAUUAUACAUCAAAUUAUUUUAUAUCAAUUAAUCCAUACAUGUGUACAAUAGAAUAAGUUGCAGCAAUGAAUAUCUAAUGCAUCAAAUCAAUUGUCAAUCCAAUAUUGUAUUUGUUGGUGGAAAAAAUGAAUAAAAUUAAUUUUUAUAUAAUAAAGUACAGAAGAACCAGAGUGGAUAUGGCGUAAUCAAUUUGCUCAUUGCAUAAUCACGAAGACAUGCAUAAAACUGUUUCACGGAAUGUAAUAACUUCAUUAUUCUUUGUCCGAUUUUGAUGAAAUUUUAAGGCUUUAAUGUCAGAUUUUUCUUCAAACCAUGUUAAUUUCAACCUAGAGAACUUCUUUAAGAGUUUGAUGGCAUGUGUAAUAUUUAAGAUAAAACUUUAAAUGACAUUAAACUUGGAAUUUUCAAGCACAUG
Molecule: messenger RNA, 5220 nt
Organism: Lytechinus pictus (painted urchin)
Lineage: Eukaryota; Metazoa; Echinodermata; Echinoidea; Temnopleuroida; Toxopneustidae
Product: MAM and LDL-receptor class A domain-containing protein 1-like
Exons: 19
Coding region: 62-3448 (1128 amino acids)
Cellular component (GO): membrane
Source: RefSeq, a predicted model, not a curated record